AUGCGGAGCCGAAUACAGUGUACAUUUCAUCCAAUACCAAUGACUCUAUGUACACCCACCAUUUCUAAUUAUCAGCCCUCUGACCAAUAAAUUAUAGGACAUACUCAGUGCAUCCACGACCCUACUUGUUAACUUUUCUGCUGCGCUGAGUGCGUACGCCAGUACGCAUCAUGGAAUCCGCGAUACCAUGAAGUCUGUACGGACGCGCGAGGAAGCACUUGAUGAUGUACGUCGACGACGACGGCGCGUUGGAGCCUCUGCAGACAGUGCAGAGAAGAAGCUCAACAAGAUGAGCCCUGAACACAAGAAUCUCCCAGCACAGACUGAUGCACUUAAUCGAUUGCGUGACGAGAUGCGCGCAAUGGACGGCGAGAUUUUUCGCGAGGAGGCUGAGUUGGGCGAUUUUAAGAGACGAUGUGCGAAAAGCUGGAUGCAGGCCAAGUUCGGAGGUCUUGCAGAGUGCUGUGAGAAGGGUGUGAUCGUUGCUAACAUAGGCAAAGCCAUCAUUGCAGAAAUUCCCGAAGACGUGACGCAACCAGGACUUCCUCGAGCGUAUUAUAGCGCUCAACCACGUGUCAGUGCCCUUGUCUCUGAGGCACAGCGCGGUGUUGCGCAAGUAGCCUUUACGACUGCCCCAUCUGCCCGCGUUGGCCAAGGAGAGUAUGAGCAAACAUCAUCCACCCAGACCUCGCCAAAGAUGCAAGCACAACAGUCCUUGUUGUCGGGUUCUCCCUAUUUACCUGCUCCGCGGGUAGGUAGCGGGCUCAACAUGGGCGGCUUUGGGGACGAAUCCUUGUCUCCUCCGAACCAAAACCAGCGCACAGAAUCUGCGGACGAACUGGGCGUCUCCACACCGACCUCAACACACAUAAACCACUUUGCCUCUGUCCCUGCGAGGGGCUCAAGCUUAGGCGUUUUGUUACACGACGGAGCGACUCCCUCGACCCCUCCUCUCUCGUUCUCGCGGCAACCAGAUGCGGCGCCCUCUAGUCCCUCAGCCCUUCCCAUGCACGAUAUAUCGAGCUCUUUGACCAAUUCCAUCGCCGAUGCCCUAGCUCGCAGUGAUUCCAACUCGUUCAGCCCGAAUCGGCCCUCGGUCGAUGAUCCCGCCCCACAGUACGAGCCGUUCGUUCCUGGCUCAGGUGCUCCAUACACUGGCGUUGGAGACACGCGUAGAAGCAAGAGUCCAAGUUUACCGCCAGGAGCGGCUCCUGCUGCAAUUCAGGCAUGGGACGGCGGUUUGGGCGCUGGAAUUGAGGAACAGCGUGCUAUGAGUGAAAACAACGACCACGCGACCAGUAUUACGAGUGUUAGUGGAAACGAACGGACAAUGAGCAUCACUGGGCUGAGCGACAGGCGGACAUCACAGGAGUCGGUGGGUGGCAUGCCAUAUGACCGCGAUGAGGACGCCGAAGAUUCUCAACAAAGUGAAAUUGCGCUGCAAAGGGGAGACCGACGAUUGAAGGUCGGAACUGAGGAGGAUGAAGCGGAUGGAGAAAGUAGCAGACCUUCGCCUGGGAGGACAGAAAGUCGGAAACGUAUCCCGCGUGUGCCUCCGCCCCCCGUAGACACUGAGCUACCAACACCGCCAGAGCGUACCAGGAUCGCAUCUCCGCUUUUACAGCAGCCUACUUCAGAAGAUGACGGAGACGAUGAGCAUGCACGCAAUGCAGCAGCUGCGCGCGAGGUCUCUCGUGAACUAGAUGCACUAUCAUUUAGCGCGCCUGCACCAGUGACGCUCACCCACCUCAAUCACAUCAACAACUACAAGUCCACGCUCCUCAACAAGUGCCUAAUCAAGUCUCUCGGCCGCCUUCGCCCCUUGCACCACCUAAUGCACCAUUCGCUCACCGUUCUGUUUCGCCUCAUACCCAGAUCAGCGUUGAUCCAGGUGAAUCACGUCCUCUACCACACAUAAUUGCUUCGAGGAGCUGCUCGCCUCGUGCCACAUCACCCCGACUCCCACCAUCUUCUUUGUCAUCUGUGCAAUCGCCU
This is a messenger RNA of Suillus paluster, 1995 nucleotides long. RefSeq lists its product as uncharacterized. Gene Ontology annotation, molecular function: lipid binding. NCBI's taxonomy places the organism in Eukaryota, Fungi, Basidiomycota, Agaricomycetes, Boletales, Suillaceae. The coding region runs from base 188 to 1918 and encodes 576 amino acids. The transcript is spliced from 5 exons. Gene Ontology annotation, biological process: endocytosis; negative regulation of protein kinase activity; eisosome assembly. The record is from RefSeq and is a predicted model, not a curated record. Gene Ontology annotation, cellular component: eisosome filament; plasma membrane.